AUGGGAUCUGCUUCCUCCACUUACCGGCCUAAAUGUAUUUAUUUGGACAUUGACGGAAGAAUUCAAAAGGUGAUCUUCAGUAAAUACUGCAAUUCCAAAGAUAUUAUGGACCUUUGCUGCAUUGCAACAGGGCUGCCGAGGAACACCACCAUCUCCCUUCUGACAGCAGACAACUGCAUGGUGUCCAUUGACCCCACGAUGCCUGCAAACACAGAGAGGUCUCCAUACAAAGUGAUACCAGUUAUGACUGAGCAGCUCUCAGAGAAAGAAGAAUUGUUCCAGAAUUUAUUGGGACAGAUUGCUGAGCAGUUCUCGAGGGUUUUUAAAAUCAAUGAACUGAAAACGGAAGUAGCUAAUCACUUGGCAAUGCUGGAGAAAAAGGUUGAAUUGGAAGGCCUGAAGGUGGUGGAGAUUGAGAAAUGCAAGCGUGACAUCAAAAAGAUGAGGGAGGAAAUGGCAGCAAGGAGCAGCAGGACUAACUGUCCCUGCAAGUACAGCUUUUUGGAUGAAAACAAGAGGCCAGCUCCCCGGAGGGAUGUACCAUCCUACCCAAAGUACAUGCUGUCCCAGGAGACCAUCGAGGCUCUGCGGAAACCGACUUUUGACGUGUGGCUGUGGGAGCCCAACGAGAUGCUGAGCUGCUUGGAGCACAUGUACCACGACCUUGGGCUGGUAAAAGACUUCAACAUCAAUCCUAUCACCUUGAAGAGGUGGCUGCUGUGCAUCCACGACAAUUACAGGAACAACCCCUUCCACAAUUUCCGGCACUGCUUCUGCGUCACCCAGAUGAUGUACAGCAUGAUCUCGCUCUGCAGCCUCCAGGAGAAAUUUUCCCAAAUUGACAUUUUGAUUCUCAUGACUGCAGCAGUGUGCCAUGACUUGGACCAUCCGGGCUACAACAACACGUACCAGAUCAACGCGCGGACGGAGCUGGCCGUGCGCUACAACGACAUCUCCCCGCUGGAGAACCACCACUGCGCCGUGGCCUUCCAGAUCAUCUCCCAGCCCGAGUUCAACAUCUUCUCCAACGUGGACCAGGACCAGUUCAAGCAGAUAAGACAGGGGAUAAUUACGUUAAUCCUGGCUACAGACAUGGCGAGACAUGCAGAAAUACUGGACUCUUUCAAGGAAAAAAUGGAAAACUUUGAUUACACAAAUGAAGAACAUAUGACCUGUCUGAAGAUGGUGCUGAUAAAAUGCUGUGACAUCUCCAACGAAGUCCGCCCGAUGGAGGUGGCAGAGCCCUGGGUAGAUUGCUUGCUGGAGGAGUAUUUUAUGCAGAGCGACCGAGAAAAAUCCGAGGGGCUCCCGGUGGCGCCGUUCAUGGACCGCGACAAAGUGACCAAACCCACGGCACAGAUCGGCUUCCUCAAGUUCGUCCUCAUCCCCAUGUUCGAGACAGUGACCAAGCUGUUCCCAGAAGUGGAGGAGGUGAUGCUCCAGCCUCUGUGGGAAUCCAGGGACCACUAUGAGGGGUUAAAACAGAUAGAUGAUGCUAUGAAAGAGCUGCAGAAACAGAAAAGUGAAGGUUUGACCACCGGCAGUACCGAAAAGUGAGAGGAAACGGCCUUUGAACAAAUAAACCGCGAGCCUUGAGGCUACCCUGCUUUGAGAAAUGCUCCAUUGGCCAAGCAGAGGUGGUGGCUACAUCAAAAUCCAAGUGGGACCAUGCAGUGAGAGAUGGAUCCACAGCCUGCAGCCUCCUCACAGAGCUGCUGCUGCCGUCGGACACCGCGGGCAGCACAGACUCCUGAAUUCCCACCACAGCCUCCUGGCAGGAUUCUCCAGACUCUGAAUCCUCACCACAGCCUCCUGGCAGGAUUCCCCAGGCUCUGAAUUCCCACCACAGCCUCCUGGCAGGAUUCCCCAGGCUCUGAAUCCUCACCACAGCCUCCUGGCAGGAUUCUCCCUGUGGACGCUGCUCAGGCUGCAGCACAGCUCCAUCCUUCAGCAGAUCUGCCUUCCUGGUGACCCAGCUGCCCACAGUGUGUACAGACAAAUCAGAGUUUAGCUAAGGAGCCUUUCCUGGGACAUGAUCCCCUGGCACCAGGGGUUGUUUUAGUCAAGACACUCUCUGUAUGUGUACAGCAGGAUGCUAAUUACAGCAUAGCUCACCCGAUGCUUAUACACUGACAAGGGUCCAGGCAUGCAUUUUUGUUUGCCUGGUAACCCCUAAUGACACAUUUCUCCUCAUUAUUCUCUGAAUUUUAUAGUUCACAGUACAUUCAGAAGCCCAACGUAGUGGAUGCAAUUUUCUUUUCUUUUUUUUUUUCUACAUUAGAAGAAAUCAGAAGAAACCUUCAUGAGUUUGCAGGGUGGCUUUGUGACCUGGUACAGCUGGACACCAUGGGAUCCUUCAGCACGAGCAAAGAAGGGAGCACAAAGCUGAAAAAACCACAGUGCAAACACAUUUUUAUCCUUGUUGAUGCAAAAAAAAAAAAAACCAACAAGAGACACCUUCAAAGAUGUACAGAUUUUUUUUUUUUUAACUUUUAAACCGAUCUGCUAAAUAAUAUAUUCUUCUACAGAAA
This is a messenger RNA of Camarhynchus parvulus, 2531 nucleotides long. RefSeq names its product phosphodiesterase 9A (gene PDE9A). The record is from RefSeq and is a predicted model, not a curated record. The coding region runs from base 1 to 1557 and encodes 518 amino acids. Gene Ontology annotation, biological process: cGMP catabolic process. Lineage: Eukaryota; Metazoa; Chordata; Aves; Passeriformes; Thraupidae. The transcript is spliced from 18 exons. Gene Ontology annotation, molecular function: 3',5'-cyclic-GMP phosphodiesterase activity.